Daphnia pulex (common water flea) is the source of this 789-nucleotide messenger RNA. Its product is annotated as mapk-regulated corepressor-interacting protein 1-like. The transcript has 6 exons. The coding region runs from base 302 to 763 and encodes 153 amino acids. Lineage: Eukaryota; Metazoa; Arthropoda; Branchiopoda; Diplostraca; Daphniidae. The record is from RefSeq and is a predicted model, not a curated record.
CCAUCUUUUUCCGGCCUCCGUGUAGUUCCCAUUCCCUCCACACAACUCGUGCAGACAAGACUGGCGUAGAGAAACGUCGAUCCCGCUGUAACAAUUUAUUCCAUUUGCACUGCUUCGGCGUUGCACUACACAAGUUUCUUUCCAGACGAAACUUUCACCCAUUUCGUCGUAUCAUCACCGACUUUGGCUGCUGGAUUAUUGAAACUUGAUCCAGCUUACUUUUUCUCCAAUCAAUCAUCCAAAGAAGGAAACCUUUUCAUAUUUCCGUCGUUGACAUCACGUAAAACUCCACACCUGAAGGAUGUACACCAUUUCCAAAGGACCUAGUCAAAUCGUGGCCAAAACCCGGCGAGGAUUGGCGCAGAAAUUGGAGAGUUUGGACACAAUUCGCGACAUGACGAGGAAGAAUUCCGAUUCGGAUGAAGUGGAAUCUCUGGGCUCCAUGAGCCCACCGAGACCUGUAUUCCAAGCUGUGAGCACGACGAAUAAACGCCACUUUCACAGUAGUCACCGACAUCACCACCAUCACCAACAGCCUGAAAUCCUCACGAGGAGUCAACAGGAAUUAAUCAAAUACGUCUACGACAGAUGGCAGCGAGUGAAUCGAGAAUUGAAAACAUCAACUGUGCCAACUGCCGAGGGUACCUCCGUGACGUAUUACCAGGACGCCAGUCCUAAUCCAGCCCUUCAAGAUUUCGAACCUUUCGACCUGGAGGGAUGGUGGGGCCGUCGUCUCUACCACACGCUGACACAAUCCAUUUGAAAGCCAACCGGCCAUCAGGGUCUCUA